AUGUACAGGAGUAACAGUCCCUAUGGCUUUGACUCUAGCAGUUACAUAGGAUCUGUCCAGUCCAUCCAGUCCAAGUAGGUGUUCUCUUGUGUGCUUGGACUGUAGCUAUAACCCGUUUUUUUUUCUUGUAUAUUCUGUCUCUGAAAUCUGUCUCUGAAAUUGAAUCUAUAUUAUGCUAUUCUCUCAAUUUUCUUGUGGCAGUGGCUAUUCAGUGGAUGAUCGGUCAUCACAGAUAUCAAAUCUGUCCAGACCAAGUGCCAAGUCAAUAUAUAGUAAGUAAAGAGAAAACAUGACCAUUAAUAUUGACCUUGAGCAGUUGAAACUGAUUACCUAAAGCAUUGUUUAUUAUAGAUUAAUGUUUUGUGAAAAGCAACUAUGCAUAACGUGUUAAUCAUUCCAUGUUUCCCAUCAGAGCAGAGGAAGGAGUAUUCAGACUCUAUCACCAAGAUUAUGGACAAAUUCCAUUAUAGAGUAGAGGUAUUGUUUUGGUUUAUCCAAUAUAAUGAUUGUACUAUGCUAAUCAUCUAGCCAUGAUAAUGGUCUGCCUUUGAUCACAAUAGAUACACAGCUAUUUCUGUGAUUUCCUAUGAAGGUAUAAACCCUGUGUCUGUUCUCCAGCAUUUGUUCACCUGUGACCUGGAUGGUGGGGAGGUGCGUGAUGUGAAUGACUGUGUUGAGAGGCUUAAUCUGCUGGAUGGGAUGGGCCGGGUGUGGGGGCAGGACAUGGUCCUGGAGGUGCGGGAUGGGAACCUGCUGUUAACAGACAUCGAGACCAAGGUUGGUGCAUAGACUUUACACUUGACACUAAAACAUUGGGUGGGCAUAGCUAUACCCAUAGUUCCCUAACAGAUAUGAAGUGUUCUAAAGAAAGAACAUACAUGCUGUACACAGCACAACAUGCAUACAUGCUGUACACAGCACAACAUGCAUACAUGCUGUACACAGCACAACAUGCAUACAUGCUGUACACAGCACAACAUGCAUACAUGCUGUACACAGCACAACAUGCAUACAUGCUGUACACAGCACAACAUGCAUACAUGCUGUACACAGCACAACAUGCAUACAUGCUGUACACAGCACAACAUGCAUGCAUACUGUACACAACAUACAGGCUGCAAUAGCUAUGGCUUCUGUUUGGUGUUUUACAUUUCUCUUUGCCUUUUCAAAUGUACAGCUGGCUUAAAAAUAUGGAGGACUAAAAGUGCCACAAUUAAAUAAAUAAAUACACCAUUAAAUAAUUACUUAAAUGUGUCAUUAAUUAAUUAAAAUUAGAAUUAAAUACAUAAAUGUGUUAUUAAAUGUGUCAUUAAUUAAUUCAAAUACCGAUUCAUUUUAUGUAAAAUACAUAUAUAAUUAUUUCACUAUUUACAUUUACAUUUCAUGAUCCUGCAUUGCAGUGAUUCAUGAAUUACUUAAAACUGUCAAACUGACCCAUCAAAAGUUGGUAGGCGGAACCUAACGCCUGAUUGGUUACCCUCUGCAUCAAGCCAAGACAAAUCAAUUCCGGAUAAUGUCAGCAGGUCCUGCUUCUACAUCCUCUGCUAAGUUUAAAAUGUCUCUAACCAACUCCCUGGAAAGUUCACAGAGAUCCUCCAUUGUCUCUAUCCAGGUUGGCCUACUCUACUUCAGACCAAAGCAAUGGAUCAGACUAGAUUCGCGUUAGCCCCGCCCACUGACUUUGAUGGGUCAGUUUGACAGUUUUAAGUAAUUCAUGAAUCACUGCAAUGCAGGAUCAUGAAAUGUAAAUGUAAAUAGUGAAAUAAUUAUAUAUGUAUUUUACAUAAAAUGAAUCGGUAUUUGAAUUAAUUAAUGAUACAUUUAAUUACACAUUUAUGUAUUUAAUUCUAAUUUGAAUUAAUUAAUGACACAUUUAAUUAAUUAAUGACACAUUUAAGUAAUUAUUUAAUGGUGUAUUUAUUUAUUUAAUUGUGGCACUUUUAGUCCUCCAUAUAAAAAUCUCUAACGUUAUCAGUUCUGAUUCAUGACCUACUAUUCUUUCUCCCCAUCUCCGCUCUCCCUGUGUGGGGUUUAGGAGGAGCUGGAGUCCAUGCCUCUGAGCAGCAUCGUGGAGCUGAAGGCUGUGAUGGACAGCUGUGUGUACAAUUCCCUGCUGACCGCGACCGUUAAGGACCGCAGCAAGAGGACCACCAGUGUCUUCAUGUUCCAGUGUGAGGACCUCAGGGUGAGGACACUUAUGUAUUCCUGAGCCUGUCACCAGCCUGUAUUAGGAUCACUAUGUUACUCUCAUGUUUCAAAAUGGAUGUUGGUGAUUAAUUUCAGGCCGAUUUCAUAAAACGGGACCUAGAGAGAGCACUCCCUCACCAGAGAGAGGACGUUAGCAAUCACAGCAACAACAGGUAAUAACAGUCUACAAAAUGUGUUUUAAAUGGUGGUGCACUGCAGCUUAUCACAGUAUAUGCUCAUUUUCUAUGGGUAAACCUGUUCUCCUCUGUAGCAGGGGCAAUCUAGAAGAUAUGGCUGGCCAUCAAAUUGUUAGGAAUCUUCAGAACACUGGCCCACCCCCUGAGCAGAGAGAAUGGACUCCUCCAGAAGACCCCUCAGCUCAAUGGAGCACUCCAGACUAUGGUAAGUCAAUGGCAUGCUCCAACCCAAAGUAACUCUGUAGUCAUAGGAAACCAUUGAUCAAGAGGACUAAAGUUGUGAGCUUGUCUAGAUCACUGUAAGAAAUCCUGAAAUGAUUUGCUCAAGGGUUUGUUUCCAGUGUUAAUGACAGAUGAAUAGCUUUAGUCAAGGUGAUGCAAAAUAUCUUGAAAACAAUAAAUACUGUAUUUAUCAAUGUGUGUGUUCAAUAGAUGAAUAUCCUACACCUGUACCUACACCGCCCAUUCCCAGAGAAGAGCCCCCUCCUCCCAGGAAGGAAACCCCAGUCCAGCCCCUCUUUAUGGAGGACAAGCCCGAGCCAGCCCCUGUCUCUCCUCCACGCCCAUACACAGAGACUGAUAGGAAAGUGGUCAGUGCUCUGCCUCUAUCUUUAUAUUAUUAAUGUUAGCAAUACUGUGGAUGAUUGCUUAAGGUAAGUUUAUUGGGUUGCAUAUGAAUAUUGUACAACAUUUUCUUUGUUUUUCUACAGGACAUCUUGAAUCAUAUUUUCAAUGACAUUGAGAUCUUUAUGGGUCAAGUCGCUGCUGCAGCAGCCAAAGCAGAGAUGAAGAAAAAGAAGAAAAAGAAGAAGAACAAGGAUAAAGGUGAUUUAGAAAUAUAUUUCCCCUUAUUCCAAAAAAGGCUACACCAGUGGUUCAAUUGGGCCAGAGCUACUGUAUGGGUCCAAAGAGAAAAUUAGAAUAAAAGUAUGAUAAACCAAAGUAAGUGUUAGGGUAAUGGUGGUUACGAUUAGGGUUGAGCUGGGGUGUGGACAUGAAGCUAGGGUUAGGGUUAUGGUAAUGGCUGGGUUAAGGGUUGAGCUGGGGUGUGGACAUGAAGCUAGGGUUAGGGUUAUGGUAAUGGCUGGUUAAGGGCUCCCGAGUGGCACAGCGGUCUAAGGCACUGCAUCUCAGUGCUUGAGGCGUCACUACAGACCCCCUGGUUCGAUUCCAGGCUGUAUCACAACCGGCCGUGAUUGGGAGUCCCAUAGGGCAAGCGCACAAUUGGCCCAGCGUCGUCUGGGUUUGGCUGGUGUAGGCCGUCAUUGUAAAUAAGAAUUUGUUCUUAACUGGCUUGCCUGGUUAAAUGCAUAUACAGUGGGGAGAACAAGUAUUUUAUACACUGCCGAUUUUGCAGGUUUUCCUACUUACAAAGCAUGUAGAGGUCUGUAAUUUUUUAUCAAAGGUACACUUCAACUGUGAGAGACGGAAUCUAAAACAAAAUUCCAGAAAAUCACAUUGUAUGAUUUUUAAGUAAUUAAUUUGCAUUUUCAGGUGCAAGAUGACAGUGGGCAAACUAUGGCCUGAGGUUUUUGUUUUUUGAUGCCAUUUGUUUCUUUGUUUCAUUUCCAUGGCAUUGAAGGCAUGCCACCAGCAGAGGAAUUUGAAACCUGUCUCCAGAAAAUCAAAUAUGGGUUCAACCUUCUGGUGUGUAUUCAAAUAUCUCUGCUAUUUUGCUUGUUGUAGACUCAUGAUUUAAUAAAUGCUAUUAAUUUAAUCUGAAAGUUUAAUCCAGUACCUUUGGUCGGUUCACUGUGAUAGGGGGAGCUCAAUGGAAAGAUUAGUAAUCCCAGCGCUCCGGAAUUCGUCCACUGCCUCUUCUCCACCCUGGCAUUUGUAAGUUACUCCUACUGCUUACUCCAUCUUUGUUUACAGCUCAGUGCUUCACCCAUGAUCAUCUUUUUUAAAGUAAUGUUUUGAACCAACCUACCUUCUGUCCCAUUUGAUUAUAUGAGCAAAUUAAUUGACAGUGCAUGAUAAAUCUUCCUAUCAAUGAGUUCCGUACGCUUGUUUCCCCACCACUUCCGCUCCCUCCUCCAGGUGGUAUCCCACUGCCCUGAGGAGCUGCCCCCCACCAUCGUGGUGCCCCUGCUGGAGCCUGAGUGUAUCCGUCUGCUGAGUGAGGAGGCCACCCCUGAGGAGGACCAGCUGUGGCAGUCACUGGGAGACCCCUGGAACAUCCCCAGGUGAGACUAAGUGAUGAAAAGCCUAUCAGGGAAUGGGGAGUUACUGUCAGUCAGGGGUGUUCUGUGCAUGCAAAUUUACUUCCAUACAUUUUGACAAUGGUUUCCUAUGUCCCUGAUGGAUUACCAGUACAAAAUGGCCCGAGGAUGACGAGGACAUCCCUACCUACACUCUGGAGUUCUACGAUGGUUGGCAGCCCCCAGAGGUGACCCACUCUCCCCCAGGGAGAGAGCCUGAGAGGAGGCAGCAGAAUCAGAGUCCGAGUACGCGCUCCACCCCUGAAAAGGUAAAUAUAUAGUGAGCUGCAUCUUAUAGUUCUCUAUAGGCUGGGUAGUUUCAAUAAGGUUUCUUUCAAUAAGUUAUUUCAAACUUUUCCCCUGUAGAGUUCGGCCCAGUGGAAGCCUCCACCAUCACGGUAUGCAUUAAGAAACUAUUAUAAACUUUUUGGAAGCAUUAUGGAUACAUAUUGUUCUGUGUGUGUCUAUAGCUCUAUGCAUGUGUUUUCAGUCCAGAUGAGCCAAACCCCAGUUACAUGCGUGUGAUGUAUGACUUCACUGCAAGGAACAACAGAGAGCUGAGCAUCUCCAAGGGAGAAGUGGUUCAGGUGAGCCUCAUCAACACCACUACAUGUCAACAGCACUUUGAAGUCUGUCUGUCUGUCUGUCUGCCCGCCCAACAGGAGGUUUGACUGAAGCGUGUGUGUGUGCUCUGUGCGUCCACAGCUACUGGACAUGUCCAAGAAAUGGUGGAAAGUAAGGAGCGACAGAGGGGAGGAGGGCUUUGUGCCCAACAACAUACUGGAGUCACUGGACAAGGAGCAGGAAAAGCAGGCAAGAUACCCCAACACUUUACACUGGAAAGCCUGCUGUGUGUUAUUAUGUUGUGUAUGCUCCAUGUGGGGAAUUCAGACCCGAGUUACGCGUGCAUGAAUGUAACUUUAUUCCCUUUUCCCUUUCUCUCUAUUUGUAUUCUGACCUUGAUCUUAAGCAUGAGGAAACGCAUGUGACAGCCAGCUAUUAGUUUGGGGUGGAGAUCAUAGAAACAGAGGUGUGUCUACAGAUAUGCCUAUUCUGACCUUGACUUAAUUCCCUCAUAAUUCCACCACCUUUACUCGCGAGGAAACCAUGAAUAAGGUUGAGCACCUGUCAGUUCCAAGUGAAAAAAACAUCUACUACUUCCGAAAAGAAAUAACACCAUUCUCCAUGCACUGUAAUGUAUACAUUGAUAAGAACUACUGUAUGUAAAAUAGUUAUCUGUUUGGAGAAGGGGAUUGUAAUCACUAAUAGCCAUUGUUUUAGAUGAUUUUUCCUUAUCGCUGGAGAUGAAUGUGAAGCCAGUCAUACGGAAGCAAACUGAAAAUCAUAUCAACAUGACAUGUAUUGCAGCCUCUUUUCCAAGGUGAAGUAGGCUAUAAAUAGCUGUGCCGUUAUUCUGAAUUUUAAUUGAAUGUUCACAUCAUUUACAGGGAUGAAAUUUGGAUCAACCUACCUAGUUGAUUUAUGCACUCUAUAAUGUUUUAAUUAUAUGCCUGGGCUUUUCUGUUUUUUACUCCCAAAGAGCUCGUUCUGCACCUGCAGAAGUUACACUACAUUACCAAAAGUAUAUGGACACCUGCUCAUCGAACAUCUCAUUCCAAAAUCAUGGGCAUUAAAAUGGAGUUGGUCCUCCCUUUGCUUCUAUAACAGCCUCCACUCUUCUGGGAAGGCUUUCCACUAGAUGUUGGAACAUUGCUGCAGGUACUUGCUCCAUUCAGCCAUAAGAGCAUUAGUGAGGUUGGGCACUGAUGUUGGGCGAUUAGGCCUGGCUCGCAGUCGGCGUUCCAAUUCAUCCCAAAGGUGUUCGAUGGGGUUGAGGUCAGGGCUCUGUGCAGGCCAGUCUAGUUCUUCCACACUGAUCUCGACAAACCAUUUCUGUAUGGAUUUCGCUUUGUGCUCGAUUUUCUACACCUGUCAGCAACAGGUGUGGCUGAAAUAGCCGAAUCCACUAAUCUGAAGGGGUGUCCACAUACUUUUGUGUGUAUAUAUAGUGUAAGUUUGAAUACCAAAUACUGAGAAGUGCUUCAAUCAAAACGCAUAACAAAUCUAAGUCUGAAUCGAGCCCCAUGUGUAUAGUGCAUUGUAUUAGUAUGUAAUUAUCAAGACAUUAUCCCCCCUGUUAGGAAACCAGUGGGUCUCCCUCCCUAACCAAGAGGUCCAAGCCUGACCAAGUGAAGGCCUGGCUGGAGUACAAGGGAUUCAGUAAAAUGUAAGAGCACUCAAACUACCAAUCACAUUAAUUAUAGAUCUCUGUAGGCAUACAUGUGAUUGACUACAGUAGUGAUAAAUAAUAAGUGAGCAUGAGAAAAUGACAAGUAUUGUAUAUUUUCCCUGAUUUGUUCAUUUCCUCCCUCACUUUCUCUCCUUCCCUCCCUCUCAGCACGGUGCGCUGUCUGGGUGUGCUAAGUGGCUCUAUGCUCCUGGGGAUGACGAGAGAGGAGCUGAAGAUAGUGUGUCCUGAGGAGGGGGGGACGGGUCUUUUUCCUGCUCCAGAACAUCAAGUCUGCCAUGGCUGUAAGUCACACAUUACUCUGUCUUUAGCUGUACAACUGUUGAUUUAUAUUCUUGUACAUGACAGGUAACAAACUAAUUUGUUUUUCCUUUCCACUCCAGCUUGCUAGUGAGGUAAGGCCAAUAGAGCCUUAG
Molecule: messenger RNA, 7249 nt
Organism: Coregonus sp. 'balchen'
Lineage: Eukaryota; Metazoa; Chordata; Actinopteri; Salmoniformes; Salmonidae
Source: the annotation of a GenBank genome assembly